AUGAUGAGAGAAGGUUCAGACCGUCCUGAUAAAGGAAAGGGGGUAGCAAGGCCUAAAAAGAGGCAACGACAGGCCCCAAAGUAUGUACUUAGGGUGUCUACUACACUACCUACCCCUACAGUACACCUGCUUCCUUCCUCUACAGUACACCAUCCUCCUACCUCUACAGUACACCCGCCUCCUACCCCUACAGUACACCCGCCUCCUUGCUCUGCAGUACACCCUCCUCCUACCCUUGCAGCAGACCCUCCUCCUACCCCUAUGAUUAUUACCCCCACUCCUCCCCCUGACCUUACUUCUAUACCUUCCUCAUCUUCUAUACCACCUUCUGAGACUGCCACACCAUCUACUGAUCUAGAUUUAGCUGGUGAUGAUGAUGGUGUUGAUCCGCCCCUCCAUGAUCGACCAUGGAUUGAGCCAUAUGGCAAAGGGUUUCUUCCAUCCAGGGUUGCUUCCCAGGCCAUCACGCGAUUGAUUAAGCAACAGUAUUUGAGUCCAUGGCCUACUUGGGGAGCAAUACCUAAAGACAACAGAAAACCAUUCUGGGAGCGUUUUAAGGCACAAGCUCUGGGACGGGCGAUCCAUGUUGAUGAGGUCUUUGCACAGACCCAUGUUCGAAAGGGCACUAAUGAAUUUGUUGAUGAAAGAUCUCGGAAGACUCAUGUAAGCAAAUAA
Vigna radiata var. radiata (mung bean) is the source of this 675-nucleotide messenger RNA. Its product is annotated as classical arabinogalactan protein 9-like. The transcript is spliced from 3 exons. The record is from RefSeq and is a predicted model, not a curated record. Lineage: Eukaryota; Viridiplantae; Streptophyta; Magnoliopsida; Fabales; Fabaceae. Bases 1 to 675 code for a protein of 224 amino acids.